AUGGCCCAUGUCUCAGAAGAUCCAUUACAGGGAGGACCAUGGACCCUCGUAUAUCCAGACAAUCCCACCCACAAGAGGGAUCAAGAUCACAAAUAUUCUCUCUGGAAGAUUGUCUGGGGUUGCUGUAUGUCUCGUGCCGAGGGAGCAGAUCUGGCUGCCCUUGUGGAGUCUCCAGAGACUCACGAUUCUCUCCAAACUGUCAGUGGCUCGUCAGCUAGUGAUAGUUUCUCCACUGUUGACCUGAACUCUUCUACAAGUGACAUCUCAUUGGAAAGUACUGAGACCCGAGAUGCUCCUAAAGGUGACACCAGCUCCCAGACCGAGAACGCAAAGCUGAGUGCUUUGCAGAAACAACUGGACAUUGAGCGGAAGGUGAAGCAGGGAGCAGAGAAUAUGAUCAACGCAUAUUCCAAUGAUCCUCUUAAAAAUGUCCACCAUAUUGCUGCUGUCCAGGAAAAACUUAAAGACAGCCAGAAUAAAAUAGCCAGUUUGCACAGUCGCAUCCAGUCUCUUAUCAAAGCACGAGGUGCCUGGAAAACGACACAAGAUUGCACAGGGAACGGAAUGACAACUGUCCCGCACCGAAACUCUGGGAAAUCACCUGAACCGGCCAUGCGGCCUAAUUCAGAACGGAACCUGAAGCCUGGGGGAGGCGGCCGAUCUCCCGGCACGGGUCCCGCUCACAAGCGAGCAUCCAACAUGGCCCAGCUACCCCCCCCUUUGGACCGGCGGGGGUUAUCCCGGUCCGCGCUGGGGACGUUUGCCCCUGCAAAUCGGCUUAAUCAAGUGACAAAACCAGCGACCUACCAAGCCUGCCAGGGCCCACGCAAGAUGGCGGCCCGACAGAGACCCGCAACAAGAAGCACCCUCACAAAGCCGCCUGAGAAUGUCCAGGAAUUUUUCCAUAAGCUUUGUACCAACCUAUGGACACAAUCUCGCAUCAGAGGUCGGGCAUUCCAUCUAGUGGUGAAGGAAAUGGCGGCAUGGAUCCGUCCUGCCACCAGACGCCGCCUGGGGAGACACUCACACCGCGCUCCUAGAGCUGCCUCCGGACUGAGUUCGGACCGGAGAGCCGGUUGGCGGGAAAUGCAAGCAGACUCCCCAAACAUCAUCCCUCACCCUCGCACACAACCGAGCGAAACCGCCAAGCACACUCGACCCACUUACCACUCAACGGCUCCAGCAGCCUCCGAACACAGCAGUUUGCAAGCCACAGCAUGCACAGCGAAGCCUACUGCUCGCACCCACGCCAACCGCCGGAAAAAUGAGACCUCAGCCCUCACCCCAGCCUGGCGCAAACUGAAUGUCAAGAAACGGAAAGAAGAACCAUCGUUACCAGCUCCGGAGACGGACAUUAAUACUGCUGCCCCUUCGCUGUUGGUGACGGACACACAGGAGCCAGAGCCGGCUGGCGAUUUUCAAAUCUUCUCUAUGCAACCAGUUGUCCUACCGGAUGUGGAACCUGACUUAGACGCUCCUCCUGCUCCAAGUCAGACAUUUUUAUAUAGCAUUCUGCGUGAGAUUUCGAUUGAUAUUGAGUUCCCGGAUUUCCUGGCUCAGGAUUUUGAAGAAGGCCACGAACAUACCAGCGAUGGCAAAGAAAUGGUUACAAACCCAACACCAGACGUGUGUAUUCGUCUCCGGAUUCCUCUCACCAUGGAGGACUUCAAGCUCCGCUCUGUGCUGGGUAGAGGGACCUUCGGGAAAGUUCUGCUGGCUAAAUACAAGGACACAGGCAACAUGUAUGCCUUGAAAGUAAUAAGAAAAGGAGACAUAGAAUCAUCAUCAAUACUCGAUUGCCUUCUGAUUGAGAAGCGGGUAUUUCAAGCUGUGACCAACAGGCGUCACCCAUUUCUUAUUAACAUGUUUGGGAGUUUCCACACUCAAGAUCACGCCGUUUUUGUGAUGGAAUAUGCUGCUGGGGGCGACCUAAAGACACACCUCAAACGAGGUCCAUUUCCAGAACCCAGAGCUGUAUUUUAUUUGGCCUGUGUCGUCCUGGGACUGGAAUUCUUACACCAACAGAAGAUCAUCCACCGAGACCUGAAAUUAGACAAUAUUGUUCUGGACGACAAAGGGUUCGCGAAGAUCACAGACUUUGGUCUUUGCAAAGAAGGAAUCGGAUACGGAGACACAAUUGGGUCCGCUUGGGGAACACCGCUUUACGCAGCUCCUGAAGUCUUAAUGGGCAAGCCGUACACAAGAGCUGUAGACUGGUGGAGCGCUGGAGUGGUCAGUUAUGCAAUGCUGUCUGGAAAGUUCCCCUUCGACAGCCUUGAUAUAGACAUACUGACUGCGAGUAUCAUCAAAGGAACAUUUCUAUACCCAGAAGGUCUAUCAAGAAAUGCUACUUCGUUAAUAAGACAGGUCCAGACCCUGAUCAUGUACAGCUCUUGUCCCAUAUCUGGUCAUAUGGCUCUCAGGCAUUUCCGAGAUGGUCUGCCACCUUCGUUACUGCCCAACUUAAUACCCAAAUAG
Pelobates fuscus (common spadefoot toad) is the source of this 2478-nucleotide messenger RNA. RefSeq names its product serine/threonine-protein kinase N2-like. The record is from RefSeq and is a predicted model, not a curated record. Gene Ontology annotation, biological process: signal transduction; protein phosphorylation. Gene Ontology annotation, molecular function: protein kinase activity; ATP binding. Gene Ontology annotation, cellular component: nucleus; cytoplasm. Lineage: Eukaryota; Metazoa; Chordata; Amphibia; Anura; Pelobatidae. Bases 1 to 2478 code for a protein of 825 amino acids. The transcript is spliced from 16 exons.